This is a messenger RNA of Teleopsis dalmanni, 532 nucleotides long. RefSeq names its product endocuticle structural glycoprotein SgAbd-3 (gene Cpr49Af). The record is from RefSeq and is a predicted model, not a curated record. NCBI's taxonomy places the organism in Eukaryota, Metazoa, Arthropoda, Insecta, Diptera, Diopsidae. Bases 73 to 459 code for a protein of 128 amino acids. Gene Ontology annotation, cellular component: chitin-based extracellular matrix. Gene Ontology annotation, molecular function: structural constituent of chitin-based larval cuticle. The transcript has 2 exons.
UUCAACGAAAUUAUAAUUAAGCGGUUUUCAAUUUUUAAUUCAAAUUAAAAUUUUUUAAUUAAUUUUGCUAAAAUGAAAGUGUUUAUUGCUCUAUUUAGUUUGGUUCUUUGCACUUUUGCUUAUGCCGAAGAAGUGAAAUUAAUAUCACAGGAAACCAUGGUGGAAUACGACGGAAAAUAUCAUUACCAUUAUGAAUUGGGUGAUGGAUCGAAAGCAACGCAAGAUGGCGUAUUAAAACAUGUUGAUGCAGAUCAUGAUGGAGAAGCAAUUGAAGGCAAAUUUGCAUACAUAUCAGAUGAUGGCAAAGAAUAUGUUGUCUCCUAUACUGCUGAUGAAAAUGGAUACCGACCAGUUGGUGCACAUUUACCCACUCCUCCACCAAUUCCAGAAUCAGUUCUAAAAACUCUUAAAUAUUUAGAGGAACAUCCUUAUCAUCCACCAGAAAACAAAAAGCACUAAAUUUAAUAAAAGAAGUAAAUGUGAUGUUUUAAUGUUGUUAUAAGCAAGGACUGAAUAAUUGUUGUGAAUAAAA